Anarrhichthys ocellatus (wolf-eel) is the source of this 4725-nucleotide messenger RNA. It is a transcript of the gene chrm3b, whose product is annotated as cholinergic receptor, muscarinic 3b. Gene Ontology annotation, biological process: adenylate cyclase-inhibiting G protein-coupled acetylcholine receptor signaling pathway; regulation of smooth muscle contraction; chemical synaptic transmission. The transcript has 5 exons. Bases 1112 to 3010 code for a protein of 632 amino acids. Gene Ontology annotation, cellular component: plasma membrane; dendrite; synapse. Gene Ontology annotation, molecular function: G protein-coupled acetylcholine receptor activity; G protein-coupled serotonin receptor activity. Lineage: Eukaryota; Metazoa; Chordata; Actinopteri; Perciformes; Anarhichadidae. The record is from RefSeq and is a predicted model, not a curated record.
GAUUGCACUCAAAACAAUAAGCAUGUUAGAUCAUUUUCAUCAUGAAAGAAAAUGGCUAAACAAGGGGAAGCUACAAAGCCAUGGUGCUCCACUGAUUUAAACAAAAGUAAGAAAUACUAAUCUUUAAAUCAAAAACCAUUAGAUUGCUACGACUACUUUUUGUUUGUCUAUACCCGGCUGUGUUCAUGUGCACGGCACAAACGAACACAGCCACUGUCGUCAUUGGUGAGUGAACAGAAUACACAAAUGAAAACAUCUGUGUCAGCUGGAGGCAGCCAAAGCAUAAGCCAGACAGACUGGGGAGAUGCCAGUGUGGACAGUGGGACUCAUACCAAGGAUACAAAGAGGAGCCUCUACUGGUUGCCGACAAUGCAUCAGUGGCAAUUUCUGUGAAUUUUAAAACACAGAAAAAGAACAUAUGGAAAACUUCUGAGAGAUAAAGACAGAUGCACCAAAUAUGAAAUGUCCAAAAGGUUUAGGAACAUUACAAUGUGCAACAUGUGUCCUGUAUAUUGUGUGGAACUGUAACAGAUCUAAAAGGCCCAAAUGCAGUUCAAAACAUGUUAAGGGUAUUUUGGCAGCUAAUCUGUCUGAUUUAAUUAAAAUCACAUCUGUGGUGUUUGCUGGUUAGGUGAGGUUAAUUCAGGCUUGUCUUUAAGCUUUCGACCAAACCCUGGUUGCUGACUAAACAAAUUGACGUGGUUCAUCUGUGGUGUGAAAGCAAAGCAGACCAACCACAUGAUAGUGUGACAAUAGAUAUAUUAUUUUAGCAAAUAUUCAAAAGCUAAAUUAAAUCCAUCUGCUGAUUACAUUGCCGUAAUAAUUCACUGGAAGACAAUAACCUUUGAUGAAAGCUAUUUAGGGAAGUGUAUUUUUUACACUUUUAUUGGGCAAUCUGAUUAGGAUUCAUUACAGUAAUCCAGCUGAGAGGUAAGAAAUGUAUGGAGGAGGGUCUCUGCAACAGAGUCAAGAAGUGAUGGCCGGAGAUGUUCUGCAGGUGGAAGAAAGCCGAUUUGGUGAUGGAUUUGUAGAAUGAAAAUAAAACUUAAUUCAAUCAACUUCAUCUUUGAAAUUAAUAAAUAAUUUUUAAUGCCUUACAUCUUUUGCAAAAAUGUUAAAUAAUUUAAUUAAACAGCUAUAUCCUUCAUUAACCCUAUUUCUUUUAAUCCUUUCUCUUUUCUUGUCUUUAAGAUGUCCAUUGGUCAUCAUGAACCUGACCUCCAGCUCCGAUUCUAUCCACUUCCUCACCAACAGUUCUCCUGGUAUGAGAGACCAGCCUGAUACCACCAUCAUAGCUGAGCCUGCCAUCUUCGGUGGCACUUACCAGGAGUUGGCCAUAUUAUCUGACAGUGUUGGUGGAUGGAAGCAGCAUAAUGUCAGUCAUAUCUCAAGGCAAGGAGGAAAUUUCACUGAUUCACCAGUUAACAGGACAUUAAUGCUGCCAGCAGAGGAUUUUGACCCAUUAGGAGGACAUACUAUCUGGCAGGUCAUCAUAAUUGUGUUCCUCACUGGAUCACUUUCUCUUGUCACUGUUGUUGGCAACAUCCUAGUGUUGGUGUCAUUCAAGAUCAACAAGGCACUGAAGACAGUGAAUAACUACUACCUGCUGAGCCUAGCAUUUGCUGACCUUACCAUUGGCACACUGUCAAUGAACCUGUAUACCACCUAUAUCAUCAUGGACCAGUGGGCUCUGGGGCCAGUGGUCUGUGACUUAUGGCUUGCAAUAGACUAUGUGGCCAGUAAUGCCUCGGUCAUGAACCUGCUUGUUAUUAGCUUUGACAGGUAUUUUUCUGUUACCAGACCUCUGACAUACCGGGCCAAGCGUACAACCAAGCGAGCCAUGACCAUGAUUGGAUUAGCCUGGUCAAUCUCUUUCAUUCUUUGGGCCCCAGCCAUCCUGUUCUGGCAGUACAUUGUGGGUGAGCGGACAGUCCAGCCCAAUGAGUGCUACAUCCAGUUCCUGUCCGAGCCCAUCAUUACAUUCUCCACUGCUGUUGCUGCAUUCUACUUGCCGGUAACUAUUAUGUCAUUCCUGUUUUGGAAGAUCUAUCAGGAGACAGAGAAGCGUGCUAAAGAUAUACAAGGUCUCAAGGGAUCUGGGUCAGGCAACAGCCAAAGCCAGGCUCAGAAUCAAGGGAGUGGUAGAGGAAGAGCUGGUGGAGAAGGUGCAACUAACAGCCAGAAGGAUUCAUCAGCCAUAAGUUCUCAGAGCUGCAGCAGUUAUGAACUAAAUCAGCUGGCUUCAGAGAAGAACAACAAGGACAAUGCCAGCAUACCUGGAGGAACAGGAAGCAAGGCGAGGUGUGGCGCAUUCUGCUUUCAGUUUUCAUUACUGCUGCCAGGUCGCCAUGCAUCCAAGAGGUCCAUCAACACCACGACAACUACAGUUGGUGAAGCAGAGCAGAGCAGCUGUGACAGCUUGAACAACAAUGAAGUUGGGGACCAGUCAGGUUCAGAGGACGAAGGUGAUGGUGCCGACCCAUCAAGGCCUCCAACAGAUGGUAAGAAAUCUAGAAAGGUGAAAAACAAAGAUAAACAACCAUCCAACAAAAGUCGAAAAAGGUCACAAUCAAACCCUGUCACCUCAUUGCCUGCUGACCAAUCUCCCACAGCCAUAACCAUUAAAGAUGCAGCUAUGGCCAAACGCUUCGCCUCUAAGGCCAAGACCGAGAUCAACAAGCGCAAGAAUGAAAAAAAGGCAAAUGAGAAGAAAGCAGCACGGACGCUCAGUGCCAUCCUCUUUGUCUUCAUCACAACAUGGUUACCAUACAAUAUCAUGGUGUUGGUCAACACUUUUUGUCAGGACUGUAUUCCAGGAACUCUUUGGGCACUGGGCUACUGGUUGUGUUAUGUUAACAGCACAAUCAACCCCAUAUGCUAUGCCCUUUGCAACAAGACCUUCCGAACAACUUUCAGGGAUAUUUUGAUGUGCCAGUGGAAUCAAAAGAAAAACAAGCCUAAUUUUCAACAGAGGAAGGCUGUGGCUUUCAAGAAAAAAGACCCAAUGUAGAAUACAUUGGCAAAUGGUUGAUAGCUCUGUGUUGAAAGUUGUCUUUCCUGAUCUAUAUUUAGAUUUGGAAUGCAGCAUACAAGCCUUCUAUUCCAGGGAAAAGAUGCUCAACAGAAUUUUGCUAACCAAAACUGAUUCUUCAGGAAGUUUUGCAAAGCUAGUGGGGCCAAAGCCUGGUGGAACAACUAUUCAUGGUCCCAGAGCACAAUUGCUAAUAAAUUGGUGACCCCUCCGGCUAUUUCUUUCACAGUGACCAAUAUUUUGGCCAAUGACGUGAUCGCUCAAAAACUAAUGCUGUAUUAUUAUAAUGUUUGCUGUGGAUAUUCAUGGUUCCCAGAGGAGGAAUUACAGUGGUGUUGAUGGGUCCUUGAGGCCCAGGCUAUCAAAAUUGAAUUGAAAGAUUCAAAUAGAAUUUACUAAGCAGAUUCCUGCCCGAUUGUCACCAGGACAGCUUAGGUAUGUCAGUUUUCGUUUUCAUUUCAAAGAUUUGAAGUUGGGUAUUUAUGUUUCUGCAUUCAGUAAAAUUCAAUAUUCAGUUGCCAGUUUAUUUGGUACACAUAGCAAAUUUAUUAGAAAUUGUUCUGGAGAUGUGUUCAUUCAUUGUUAUGGUCAUUUUUGGAGGCUGUAGUUUGUGCUUCUGUUGAAUUGUAUUGUUUUUGAGUUAUUUUGAGUGUUUGUAAUAUUUACCAAACCCUCACUGGUAUUAAUGUGGUGCAUUAGUUUCAUUAGUUUUAGCUAAUAUACUGGCAAAAAUACUCACUUAAUAGGCACUUUUCAGUAUGACCACCAUCAUUUUGUUUAGAAAUAUUUUUAAAACUGUCCUGCAGCAAUCUCAGAUUCCAGAGGGGAAGGGGCUAUUUCUGGGGUUCCGGUGUAGCCAAUGGUUAUCAGGGCCGAGACUCUGUGCGCUCAUUGUUUACAGUUUGAUUAGCAAAUUGUGACGCUAGACUGGAGUUUGAGUUAAGAAACAACAUGAAUGACCGGAUGGUUUCCCAUGUAGCCAGUUUAUCAGCUAAUUUCAAAGCAAUCAAAAGCUAAAUAUUCGUCAGUGGAUUCCAAGAUUGUAUUUCAGCCUCCACACGGACUGUUUACCUGCACUAAACCAAAACCUGCUCAAACAUGACUGGUCUCUACUACUCUGGCUACAAAUGGAAACCAGAAUGCUCCCCAUGCCGAAAUCUUGUUCCCUUGCUUGCUGCAUAUAAACACACAAUCUGUUUAUUGAGAUUAGUCUUGCAGUACCCUGUUCAGGGGCUAUAGUUUACUUAAUGAAAUAGAAUACCAAAAUCAGUAAAAGAAUAUAUUUUUUUUGCAUAGAAAACACCAAUAAGGUUUUCCUUGCUUUCAAAUUUGAAAACUUCCAAAAUAGCAAGUCAAAAUUUUUAAUAAUAAUUAGUAAUAAUAAUAACUCUCUUUUGUGUUGUCCUAACACAGCACAUUCAGAAUGGCUAUGAUAAUGUUGUAUUAAAGUAAUGGGGCCUUUUUUAUGAACACAUUUUGUUAUUUUCCUGUGUCAAUGUAGCAUCUGCCUCUUGGGACAACAGAUGAAAAAUAGCCUCUUGGCUAACUGGCGCAUUUACAGCAAUGUUUUUAUUAAUGUGCACUGUCCCUUAUCAAAUAAACCAAUAAAAAGACCAUACUCAAAACCAGUGGAGGGCCAUGCAUUUUAUACCUGGGCCUUCUGUGCUGUCCUACUGUGCUGUCCUACAAUACAA